CCUUUCAUUGUUUUUCUUUUCUCCAGAUAUUUGAAAGCCCUUUACAAUGGAAGAUAUAGAGGAUUUGUUUCAAGAUGAUGGAGAAGUGUUGGCACCAAGGUAUCGUAACUCCGUAAUCCCAAGAGUAAGACAUCGCAAGAAAGCAACACAUCAAGAGAAUGGAGAGUGUGAAGUUACAAAUUACUGUGACAGCAUCAUUCCUGGAACACAGAAGAUAUUUGUGAAAACGUGGGGUUGCGCUCAUAAUAGCUCUGACAGUGAAUAUAUGGCAGGACAGUUAGCAGCAUAUGGAUACAAAAUUACAGAGGAAAAAAUGGAGGCUGAUCUUUGGCUCCUCAAUAGUUGUACAGUGAAAAACCCAGCAGAAGACCAUUUUAGAAAUGAGAUCAAAACUGGAAGAGAUGCUGGUAAAAAAGUUGUAGUAGCAGGUUGUGUACCACAAGGUGCUCCUCGUUCAGAAUUUCUCCAGGGCUUAAGUGUUGUUGGAGUACAACAAAUAGAUCGCGUUGUUGAAGUAGUGGAAGAAACUCUGAAAGGUAAUUCUGUAAGGCUUCUUGGACAGAAGAAACAGGGUGGAAAGAAGCAAGGUGGGGCAUCUCUUCUUUUACCCAAAGUUAGACGAAAUCCUCUGAUUGAAAUUAUAUCAAUAAACACAGGUUGUUUGAACCAAUGUACUUACUGCAAGACCAAGCAUGCAAGAGGAGAACUUGGAUCCUAUCCAAUUGAGGAAAUAGUUGCUAGAGCGCAACAGUCUUUCAACGAAGGUGUUUGUGAAGUUUGGCUCACUUCUGAAGACACUGGUGCAUAUGGGAGAGACAUAGGUGUCACGCUGCCUGAAUUGUUAUGGAAAUUAGUUGAUGUUAUACCAGAGGGUUGUCGGUUACGAUUGGGCAUGACAAAUCCUCCCUAUAUAUUAGACCAUUUGGAGGAGAUGGCCAAGAUUAUGCAACAUCCCAGAGUUUAUGCAUUUUUACAUGUUCCUGUCCAGUCAGGGAGUGAUGGUGUCCUUGGAGAUAUGAGAAGAGAAUACACGGUUAAAGAUUUUCGCCUUGUAGUUGAUUUUUUGCGUGAAAGAGUUCCCGGAAUUACUAUCGCUACAGACAUAAUUUGUGGCUUUCCCACAGAAACUGAGGAAGACUUCAAACAGACCAUUGACCUAUGUAGCAUGUAUAAAUUUCCAUCUCUUUUCAUAAAUCAGUUCUAUCCACGUCCUGGAACACCAGCAGCAAAAAUGAAGAGAAUACCCACCAAAGAGGUAAAAAACCGAUCAAGACAGCUUACUGACGUUUUUCAGUCAUACCGGCCAUAUGAUCACAAGCUAGGAGAGAAGCAAGUUGUGCUUGUAACUGAAGAGGCUCAUGACAAAGAACACUUGGUUGGGCACAAUAAAUACUAUGAACAAGUAUUGGUACCAAAAUGUGAUGAAUAUUUAGGUAAGAUGGUUGAAGUCGAGAUUAUUGAAACUGGUAAACAUUACAUGCGUGGUCGUCCUAUUGAUACAUCAAAGCUCAUAUCUCCUUCUUUACAAGAGCCUUUACCAAAGGGAACAGUGUCCGGCUUAUCACAUUUAGUAUGUACUGAAGAAGAAGCAAAGAAACAUAAAUUAAAAGAAGAAUUAGUUAAACAGGAACGAUACAUUAUUCUGAGUUUUAUACUGUUAAUUUCAGCUUUGUUGGUUAAGCUAGUUUGGGUAUGCUUCAAAAUGAUGAAGAGUAUUUGAUUAUUAAUAAUUUAUUAGUUUUUGCUGUUGUGUUUUGCUGUGUAGAAACAACGGAAAGUUCAUUUUAUAUGACAAAGCUUGAUAAUUUUUGUAAAAUACAAUAAUAAUAUAUAAUAAUUAAUAAA
Messenger RNA from Macrobrachium nipponense, 1845 nucleotides. RefSeq names its product threonylcarbamoyladenosine tRNA methylthiotransferase-like. Bases 47 to 1720 code for a protein of 557 amino acids. Lineage: Eukaryota; Metazoa; Arthropoda; Malacostraca; Decapoda; Palaemonidae. Gene Ontology annotation, cellular component: endoplasmic reticulum. The record is from RefSeq and is a predicted model, not a curated record. Gene Ontology annotation, molecular function: 4 iron, 4 sulfur cluster binding; tRNA (N(6)-L-threonylcarbamoyladenosine(37)-C(2))-methylthiotransferase activity. Gene Ontology annotation, biological process: tRNA methylthiolation. The transcript has 10 exons.